Magallana angulata is the source of this 3706-nucleotide messenger RNA. RefSeq lists its product as uncharacterized. The transcript has 11 exons. The coding region runs from base 119 to 3586 and encodes 1155 amino acids. NCBI's taxonomy places the organism in Eukaryota, Metazoa, Mollusca, Bivalvia, Ostreida, Ostreidae. The record is from RefSeq and is a predicted model, not a curated record. Gene Ontology annotation, cellular component: cell septum; cell periphery. Gene Ontology annotation, molecular function: chitin synthase activity.
GCAUACAAGCAGAACUGCCACAUUACUGAGUAAAUGGUUUUAUUUUCACUCACGUAGCCAAAUCGUCUCAUGUGUUGCAGCAGCUGUCUCAGUCUACUUUUUAUUCCAAUUUACAUGGAUGACGGUGGCACAGGUUUUGCUAACAGAAAUAUUUAGUUCGAAGCGAUCGACUGACUCAAAUAUCUGGUUUGCAAAUAUUUUGAUAUUGUUGCUUUUUCCGGAACUGGUGAUGAUGAUGUAUGAUGUUUGGAUGUCAAAUAUAAUUGCACUAAAGAGAUACCAAGAGUGGCCAGAAAUCAAAAUUCUGAUAAACGGUGUAGUGAUAUCAAUCAUAGACGCCAUGGGUCUGGGGUACCUAACGACCGUCGGCUUUCCAGUGAUUCCUCCCUUUUUACUUCCUGGUAUUUUCUGUAUCGGAUUAUCUCCAGCGAAUCACUUGCUCGCUGAAAAGGAAAAAGAAAGUGGAAAUUUAUGCAGUGGACGAAAAUGCCUUUUACCUAUAUUCCAGUUUCUUCUCUUGAUAUCAGUUACAACGUCGCUUGUUUUCUGCGGUAUAAUGAACAUUGAAAACGCGAGUUUCUUUGGUCUAUCUUUACUUAUGUUAAACCUGACUCGGUCUACGCCCUUGCAAAACCAUAUCUUCGGAACCGAUAACAAAAACGCAAAGGCUCAAAACGCCGGAAUCUUGUAUCGCUUUCUGCGUAUAGUUAUCUUAGUUUUAUCGGUAUAUAUCGCUUUUCUGCAAGAUAAUGAUGACCAUUCAUUAUCUACAUUUUUUGUAUCCAUAACAAAUGAUACGACUGUCCUUAAAGUAACCAUGGUGUGUGCUUGCGUCCUUUUGGGUCAAAUCGAUUCAUAUAUUCCUACCCUGAGUUCGCGUAAGGCAAUUUUAUCAACAAUAACAUGCUUUUGCACAACACUAACGGUAUCCAUCUUUGUUUUGUACGUCUAUUUUGUUGAUAACAAUUUUAAACUAUUUGAAAACAUCAAAAGCUUUCCGGUCUCUUUUUCAAUGUACCACAUUAUAUUAUACUCAUGUACUUGCCUCUCUGUGCUUUCGAUCUGUUUUGCAACAUUUUACUAUAUUUACAAAGGAAAAUUUUGUAUCAGAUUAUGUUGUCUGGUCUUCUAUGAUAAUAUUUUUUCUUGUCAAAACUUGAUUAUAAGAAGGUUGUGCAAACCAAAGUGUUUCAAAGAGAGUAAGCGUAGUAGGGUAUUUGUCUGCAGUACGAUGUACCAAGAGUCGGUCAUUGAAAUGAGACGUCUGCUAUGUAGCCUGAAAAAAAUAUCUGCCUCAAAAGUGCUGAAAGAUCGCAAUGUAUAUAUUGAAUCUCACAUUUUUCUUGACAAUGGAGCGAAUGAAAUGAAAGUAAAGAGUUUUGGAAUUCAGCUUUUAACGCUUAUUGGUGAAACCUUUAAAUUGGAAGAGAAAUACGAAACUAUGAUUAACACGCCUUAUGGAAUUAGAUUCUCGUGGAAUGUCCCGGGACAAACACCUUUGUUUUUACACCUUAAAGAUUCUAGCCUUGUUAAAGCCAAAAAAAGAUGGAGUCAAAUAAUGUAUAUAAAAUACAUUCUUCAAUACAGAGAAAAAGAGCAGCUCUUGUUUCAAAAAGCAGCAAAUCCCGUCAAUUCUGUUUAUAGCGUGCCUUUAAACUUUGUUGAUGCAGAAGUUGAUGUUACACCAAACGUGCUACGAUCAGAAAGUAAUGCAAAAUUACAUACUUUUACGAACGCGUACAGCACAUCCAGCAUGAAAUCUUUGUUAAGGGUACCGUCUGCGACUCAAUUAGCAGAACAAGACAAUGAAAGGGAGGGGGCGAUCAGAUCAUCGGAUUCCGCUGAAUAUAAUCUUUCUGGUGAUCGAAAUCAAGAAAUAACAUUAAGGGUUCCGAUGAGUCAUUUUACGACCAAGAAAAGAAGAUCGUCUUUUGACCACAGCUUCAUUUCUCAAAAAAAAUCUUCUGCCACAAAAUAUUGCCUGGAUUCACAUUUACAAAACAAAUUAUGCAAUGACUUUUCUCGUCCGAGUUUUCAAUCCUCAUUUUUUUGUGACAAGGAACACCGAAAGAAGGACAUUUUAGUUGAUGAAAUUAACCAGGAUUUUAUUUUAGCCACUGAUUCAGAUAUGGCUUUCGAUGACCAAAGCAUCUUAAACCUACUUGAAACCAUUGAAAAAGACAAUAAAAUUGGCGGGGUGUGUGGAAGAACAGUUCCUAUAAGCGUUCGGAGUCAUCCCAUCGUCUGGAUUCAAAAAUUUGAGUAUGCUAAAGAUUUUUUUAUGGGAAAAAGUGCUCAAAACAUAAUUGGAUCCGUAAUGUGCUGUCCGGGAUGUUUCAGUCUCUUUCGGUUUGAAGCUCUACAUGACUGCAUUGACACUUACUCUAUGCCAACUUCCUUAAUUUCAGACGUCUUUACGAAAGAUAGCGGUGAAGAUAGAUGGAUAUGUACACUUAUGAUGAACGCAGGGUGGACCUUGAAAUAUUCUUGCCAUGGAUAUAAUUCGACUUUCUGUCCAGAAGAAACAGAAGAAUUCAUGAAGCAGAGAAGAAGAUGGCUCUUGUCUGAUUUUGCAAACACAGUUAUAGUCGCAAAAAACUUAUUACAUCUAAUGAAGAACAACACGGCCUUCACCGUAUUGUACACGUUGUAUUUCCUACAGCUCUCCAUCGUGACGAUCCUUUGCCCGGGAUCGACUUUGCUUAUGCUGUCCUUUUUAGUAAAAUUAGUCGCUGGAAUCCCACUCAUUGUGAACGCCGCCGUUUUGUGGGCGAUUUGUUUGGCGUACUGCAUUGUCCAAAUCAGUUCUUUGACUGCUUACAAAAAAUUGGUCUUAAGCAAACUUUUAACGCUAGUUUUGGGCAUUCUGACUACGUAUGUGUUUGUUGCAACCAGCGUUUACAUUGUCCAGAUGGUAAUCAAAGACAAAGGCUUCUUGUUUGCGACCUCCCACAUCGCAAUUUUGGUUUUGCUCGGAGUAAUAUUCCUGCACCUCUACGCGAUAUUGCUGCACCCUUUUGACAUACACUUGUUACUGGCUGGGAUUGUGUACCUGUUUUAUAUCCCAUUCGUCUUUAUUUUUAUCCAACUGUACGCAGUUUGCAAUAUUGUUGAUCAAACAUGGGGAACGAGAGAUAAUCAAAAUGCUGUGGCUUCCAGUUUUUUACAUUUUCCAAAAUUCAGAAAACAAAAGAAGAGUUCCAGUUUGAAAGAUCGAGAAAAUGCAUUUAAAAAUUCAGCCAUUGACCUACAAGAUAUAAGCGAGAACGAGGCCUUGUUUUGGCAGAAUCUGGUAAAUGACUGUAUUGGGGUUGGUGUCAACCCGGGAAUUUUGCAAGAAGAUCGGGCCAAAGGUUUGCGCUCUCUCCGAACGAAGGCCACUAUAGCCUUCUUAUCUGUUAAUUUCCUCUGGGUCGCCAUUUGGAUAGGAAUGGAUGCACUUUUGAUGAAAUUCUUCAUGGACAGACUUUUGUAUGGCCUAAUUCUGUUUUGUCUUUUCUGUGUGCCUAUAUGUAUUCAGAUUCUUGGAAUGACGGUAUAUCGAUUUAGUGAUAUACUGACGCAAUUUGGACGAUUGAUGUCUUAAUUCAUAAAAAUUUAUCGGGUCAGUUAACACAUAUAUUUGCUCUUACUUUGCUUGUGCUUAUCUCUAACAGUAAACUUAAUAGACUUUUGGUUUUAUUAUAUUGGUUGGCAUUAUAUUUGA